GCCUAAUCUAAUUUGGGGCCUUAUGGGGACGCGGGACAAAAGUCCCACCGGAAGUAGUUGUCUGGUUGGCAAAGUAUUGAUCGAAGAUUUGCCCAAACGAGCUAUUUCUCACAAUGACAUACGUGAUUGGUUAAAAAAGUAUGGAUGCAUUUCAGUAAAUAAAUAUAUUCUCACCUGUAAUUCAGACGGAAAAACAAUAACAGCUGGGAGAGAAAUCGAUUAGGAUGCCCCAUGAUUUCAAAGAGGAUGAGGUAGGUAAACAGGGCACUAUCGAGAGCCGUUUGAGGAAGUUGUUAGUGAAGCUAUUUCUAAGGGCAGUUGAUAUAUCAGUAAAUUUCGAGAUAACUGUAUUCUAAAUAGAAGAUAGAUCUCAGAUGCACAACACAUAAAACUGACUCCCACACUUGGCUGUUCUGUGACUUCAAAAUAGUAUUUGAUUCUGUCAGUAGAAAGGCCUUAAGACGUAAAGAAUGAACAACUACUACGGUGUCCUCAGAAUUCAUAAGAAACUGUGAUCGGAAUUGAUACAAACCUGUUCUAAUCAUCAGCGGCAUUAACCUCUGCCAAUCCUGUCCAUCUUUGCCAUGAAUAAUCUACUAAACGUAACUUUUCAAGAGUUGGUCACCAAAUACUGGUAAGUUUUAGCAAAUAAAUUGAAUGGUUUUCAUGUGUUUGGGGUUUGAAAAAUGCAAAAUAAUGUCACUUAACCGGUCUGUAUUGAACCAUAGUUCAACACGUUGAGGUAAUGUGUUGUGUUAUUCACAUUAUGGUCUCGUAGAGCUGCAAAGUUCUUCCCUUAAAGAUAUAGGAAAAGUUUGAGGAUUGGCUACAUGCCUUGUAUCACUAUACUGAUAUCCACGUGUGCUUCUGUAUCCAGUACCGUGUAUAGUUUGUUGUGAUACACAGCUGCCAAGUCUGACCGUCAAAUAGCAACAACAAAACCAAUUGCAUCAAUAUUUCAGUGAUUCACUUCGUAGCGGAAAUAUAGAAUAAAUAUAUAUUUUUUAAGAAUUAGCUUGGGCCGUUGAAGAAUACCCAAUUGUUUUUAACUGGAGUAAGUACACCGAAGAGACUAAACCUAGCCUCAGGCUGCUAAGCUUCUAGCUGUACAAUCUUCCUGAAGUUGUUUAGAUGCUAGGCGGAUGAAUUUAAGACCUGGUCCAAAUAACCAUGUUCCUUGUCACUCAAAAAAAUGUUGAUAGGGGCAAACGAAAAUAAAUAAAGGUAAUACUACUUACAGUUGUUAAAAGCUAAAUAUAAAAAGCUUAAAAAACGGAACUAGGGAAAGAAAAGUAAUGAAUAAUCUCGUAUCUAGAGAUUGGUUAAAGGUGAACAAUAAAUGCGUAAGUUACUUUCUUCAGUAUUAAGGUAGUGAGUUUUAUAGUUUGUAAUAUUUGCUGGGGUUAAACUUAUAUUUUUAUUUGCCAACUGUGUUGGUGUUCUGAUUAUUCCAAUUACAGCAUAACGCGUACUGAUCGGCGUACAGUUCAUCCACUAAACUGGCUAUCAGAAGUUGCUGAACGAGACAAAAAGCUAAAUGGAUCCAGUCUUCUUGGUCCUGCCGAUAAAUCAACUGAAAAACCUAUCGUUAAAUCACCACCUUAUAUGGUGGCAAUAAUAACCGUCCAGCAUGAUCUUGUUCCAUAUGCUGAAAUUAUAGAACAACGUGUCACUAAAAGUCUAACUACACCAGGAAGUCCUUCUGUUACUCAUAUAGUAGUUCUACUGUCUGUAGAUCAUCUUAGCCCAUGCCUAGCUGACCUUACCAAGGAUGGUGUUCCGUUCGCGAUCAUUUGCACUAUGACUAAUUGGGCACACAACUCGUGCACAUUACGCAUUCUUUACGCUCCAACCCAACAAGCAGAGCAUCGUAAUAUGCCUUUGGAUGAUGCAUUAAUCCUACUUCAUCGAGAAUACUCUGCAUAUACGACAAGCAGUAAAGAAGAGGUUGAUACUGCUCCUCCAGACGAUGCCAAUUUUUUGCCACCUAGUCGCCAUUUAGCUUCCCUACUUCAUAUGCUGGCUGAUUCUCGUGUUCUAAGUGUUGGAGAGUUAGACGAGAUCACUGUUUUUGUCCAGGAGCGAAAGCGUCGUCUGGAAGGCCGACGAAAUGCCAACAGUGAUGCCGGUGCAUGCAGUGAAAAUACAGCUGAGCUCAAGUCAAGAAUCUUAAGCAUGCUUUAUCCUCAGCCUGUUAGCUCUACUGUAACUACAAACACUGCUUCUUCCAAUGUACCAGUUGACGCGGCUCAUCAAACUCAAGAUUUAACAGCUACUAGUAUUGGAAGUAAAUUAGCUGAAAACUUGACUAACCCUAUUGUACAAAAAGCCAUAGAUACGUUAAUGUCAUAUCCUUCAAACUCUGUGCCUCAAACUGCAACGCAAAAGUCGCUUAGCGCUAUGGAUACACAAAAUAUGCAAUCUAAGAACUCUUUUCGCAACAAUAUAAAGCCUCAUUCUUCUUUAGCGAUUGCUGCAUAUUCACCCAGUUGCAUGAAACAGCCUACCAGUUGGAGCUAUGAAGAUAAUGGUUUUCGACCAAGUCGACCACUAAUUUCCAAUGACUUUAGUCAGCAUAUCCCUUAUGGACAGCAUACCAGACCUAGCAUGAUCCAGCAGCGUGAAUAUCCCAGUGACGAAUCACGUAAGGGUCCUGGUUUCAUAGAACAUGGAGUUCAAAGAGGCGCUUAUCACUCCGAAUUUGAAGUAAAUGAACCAGUUCUUGAUUCAAAUGAAGAGUUCACAGAAGAAAGUGCUUAUCCAGGUUGGCCUAGGAGAAAACGAAAAAAACGAGGUUGUAAAGCUCCCUCAGGCGAUUCAUAUCAAUAUCUUGACCCUAAGAGUUAUGCACGUCAAAACGUUGACCAGCAAUCUCAACAACCUGUAGAUCUUAUGUCUACGGAGGUUCAUCCAGUCGGUACUGUAGCUGAAGCGUAUAAAUAUUCUCAAGCUAACCCCCUCAUAUUCAAUCCGGGAGUCCGUGGUAGAUCUCAAAGAAUAACCGGUGGGAGUUCAUCUUAUGACAAUUACAAUUAUCAAUCAUUUGGACCGCAUCAGCCGAAUAAUUUGAAUCUUCAUACCCAAUCUUAUGGUUAUCCCAAUCCAUCUUCAUUUUUUUAGCACUUUUACGAGUAAAAUUUGUGUCCUGUAAGAUUAGUUCAGUUUUUUCCAACAUAUUUACAUUCGAACAUAUUUUGUUAAAUGUUAUUGUAAUUAAUUUUUUAAACAAAGCGUUCUGCUCAUAUUAACUUUGCUGGGAAAACGAAAAAAAGCAAAGAGGAUACAAACAAACCUCUAUAAUUUCCUUUCUAUUUAAAAAUGGGUUGAUUUUUUCAGUGUUUGUAUUAUUGUACCGCGUCAUCCUGUGUUGUUUAUUAGAAUUCAUCAUUUGCAACAUCUGGCUAAAAUAACAACAUAAUUCGCUUU
Messenger RNA from Schistosoma intercalatum, 3426 nucleotides. NCBI's taxonomy places the organism in Eukaryota, Metazoa, Platyhelminthes, Trematoda, Strigeidida, Schistosomatidae. The record is from the annotation of a GenBank genome assembly.